AGAUGAAAUUGAGUUGCCAAACGUGGACAUAUUCGUGUGCACUGCAGACCCUAUUGCAGAGCCACCCACAUUGGUCAUCUCCACUGUUCUAUCAGCCAUGGCUUACAAUUAUCCGCCCGAGAAGCUAAGUGUCUACCUCUCUGAUGAUGCUGGGUCUGUUCUGACCUUCUACUCCCUUUGGGAAGCAUCUCACUUUGCAAAGCAUUGGAUUCCAUUUUGUAAGAAAUAUAAUGUGGAGCCACGUUCGCCAGCUGCCUAUUUUUCCAAAUUAUGUGACCCCCACGAUGCAUGCAGCCCCACUGAAUGGUCUUCUAUGAAGAAUUUAUAUGAAGAAAUGGCAAAUCGCAUCGAUUCAGUGGUAAUGCUUGGCAAGAUCCCUGAAGAACUCGGUGCAAAUAAAGGAUUUUCUGAAUGGAGUUCAGGGAUGACUUCACGGAAUCAUCCACCCAUUGUUCAGAUCUUGAUUGAUGGGAGAGACCAAGGUUUAAUAGACAGCGAUGGAAAUGCAUUACCAACAUUGGUGUACGUGGCUCGAGAGAAGAGACCUCAACAUCAUCAUAACUUCAAAGCAGGGGCUAUGAACGCAUUGAUAAGGGCAUCAUCAGAGAUAAGCAACAGUCCGAUCAUCCUUAACGUGGACUGCGACAUGUACUCGAACAACUCGGAGUCCAUCAGACAUGCAUUGUGCUUCUUCCUGGAUGAAGAGAAUGGCCACGACAUUGGCUUUGUUCAAUAUCCCCAGCUCUUUCAUAAUAUCACCAAGAAUGAUCUCUAUGACAAUUCCCUUAAUGUGAUCACUCAGGUGGACCACCCUGGCUUGGAUAGUUGGGGAGGAACUCUCUAUAUUGGCACUGGAUGCUUCCACAGAAGAGAGACCCUUAGUGGGAGGAAGUAUGGCAAGGACUACAAGGAAGAUUGGAAGAGAGGCGUUGAGAGGAAAACGACUAGCAGUGCUUGUAUGCUGGAAGAGAGAGCAAAGUCUCUUGUCACCUGCACCUAUGAGCACAACACCCAAUGGGGACAAGAG
Messenger RNA from Elaeis guineensis (African oil palm), 1027 nucleotides. NCBI's taxonomy places the organism in Eukaryota, Viridiplantae, Streptophyta, Magnoliopsida, Arecales, Arecaceae. The record is from RefSeq and is a predicted model, not a curated record.